This is a messenger RNA of Microcebus murinus (gray mouse lemur), 2078 nucleotides long. It is a transcript of the gene SARS2, whose product is annotated as seryl-tRNA synthetase 2, mitochondrial. The record is from RefSeq and is a predicted model, not a curated record. Gene Ontology annotation, biological process: seryl-tRNA aminoacylation. Gene Ontology annotation, molecular function: ATP binding; serine-tRNA ligase activity. Lineage: Eukaryota; Metazoa; Chordata; Mammalia; Primates; Cheirogaleidae.
GGCGGGACACAGACGACGAUUGGGCAACGACAGAGUCUAUCUCGGUCAACUUUUCUCAUUGAACUGCUUUUGAGCCCAGGAAGGGCAUACCCCUUCCAGGGGACGACUGCUUUGCGAUUGGUCUAAACGCGAAGUGGGCGGGGCGAGAGGUGCGCGCUUUCUUGUCCGCGGUCCAACAUGGCUGCGUCCAUGGCGCGGCGCUUGUGGCCUUUGCUGGCUCGUCGGGGACUCCGGCCCCGGGGAGGCUGCGUCUGCAACCAGAGCCCCAGGAGAAGUUUCGCUACAGAGAGACGAAGCCAGAACCUCCUGUACGAGCACGCGCGCGAGGGCUACAGCGCACUGCCUCACCUGGACAUGGAGCUGCUAUGCGCAUGCCCAGAAGAGGCCGCGCGCGCCCUGGAGCUCCGCAAGGGGGAGCUGCGGCCCGCCGACCUGCCCGCGAUCAUCUCGACAUGGCAGGAGCUGAGGGAGCUGCGGGAACAGAUCCGGAGCCUGGAGGAAGAGAAGGGGGCUGUGAGCGAGGCAGUGCGGGCCCUGGUGGCAAACCAGGACAACAGCCAAGUGCAGCAGGACCCCCAGUAUCAGGGUCUGCGGGCACGUGGCCGAGAGAUCCGGAAGCAGCUUGUCCUCCUGUACCCCAGGGAGACCCAGCUCGAGGAACAGUUCUACCAGCAGGCGCUGAGGCUGCCCAACCAGACCCACCCGGACGUGCCCGUCGGGGACGAGAGCCAGGCCCGAGUGCUCCACGUGGUCGGAGACAAGCCAGUCUUCUCCUUCCAACCCCGGGGCCACCUGGAAAUUGGCGAGAAGCUUGACAUCAUCCGGCAGAAGCGCCUGUCCCACGUGUCUGGCCACCGCUCCUAUUACCUGCGUGGGGCUGGGGCCCUCCUGCAGCACGGCCUGGUCAACUUCACACUCAACAAGCUCGUCCAGCGGGGCUUCACCCCCAUGACGGUGCCAGACCUUCUCCGAGGAGCUGUGUUCGAAGGCUGCGGGAUGACACCAAACGCCAACCCAUCCCAGAUUUACAACAUUGACCCCUCCCGCUUCGAAGACCUCAACCUGGCUGGGACGGCAGAGGUGGGCCUUGCAGGCUACUUCAGGGACCACUCCGUGGCCUUCAGAGACCUGCCAAUCAGGAUGGUCUGUGCCAGCACCUGCUACCGGGCGGAGACGGACACAGGGAAGGAGCCGUGGGGGCUGUACCGGGUACACCACUUCACCAAGGUGGAGAUGUUUGGGGUGACGGGCCCGGGUCUGGAGCAGAGCUCGCGGCUGCUGGAGGAGUUCGUGUCCCUUCAGAUGGAGAUCUUGGCGGAGCUGGGCCUGCACUUCCGGGUGCUGGACAUGCCCACUCAGGAGCUGGGCCUGCCCGCCUACCGCAAGUUCGACAUCGAGGCCUGGAUGCCAGGCCGAGGCCGCUUUGGAGAGGUCACCAGCGCUUCCAACUGCACAGACUUCCAGAGCCGCCGCCUCUACAUCAUGUUCCGGACGGAGGCCGGGGAGCUGCAGUUCGCCCACACGGUGAACGCCACGGCCUGCGCCGUCCCUCGCCUCCUCAUCGCCCUCCUGGAGAGCAAUCAGCAAAAGGACGGCUCGGUCCUCGUGCCCCCCGCCCUCCAGCCCUACCUCGGCACCGAUCGGAUCACGGCCCCCACGCACGCGCCUCUCCAGUACAUCGGCCCCAACCAGCCCCAGAAGCCCAGGCUCCCUGGCCAGCCCGCCGCCAGCUGAGAACCCGGCCACAGCGGCCAACGGGUGCCACCACGUCCUGGAGCUUAGGAGACCCUGGAUACCUGGGACCCAUUUUCCUGAGCCCCCCCUCGGCAUCUGGUUUCCUCACGUCACCUCCACACCUGGACCCCUGGACUCCAGGGUCCACCUCUCCUGCUUCCCUGCUGCCUCAGGAUCAGUCGCUGACUGGUGCUGUCACUGGGGGUCCCAGUGAUGCAGGACACACCUGGGGACUUGAAGGUUCCGGGGAUGGGAGAAGGAGAGGAAGAGGCCUGCAGCCCUCCUUCCUUCUUCCCUCCCUCAGCGCUAAGCAGAAAGUCUCCAAUAAAUGGUGACAACAAAGG